AUGGCGACUGAAACAGCAACGACCACAACAACUGCGGCCAAAGCGACAUCGUUUGACCAAGAAACGCCUAAGGCUGCUGCAUUCUAUAGUGGCCUACGGGAAAAGAACGCUGGCCCACUAUGGACGGUUCUCGACAAAUUGGUGCCCCCAAAGCCCAACCCAGAAAGUGUUCCGAACAUAUGGCGGUAUUCAGAAAUGCGACCAUCACUAAUGGAAGCCGGAAAACUCGUGACGGCAGAAGAAGCCGAACGUAGAGUGCUGAUGCUGGUCAACCCGACUCUAGAAGCCCCAUAUACCACCGAGUCGAUAUAUGCAGGAUUGCAGCUCAUUUUGCCAAAUGAGACGGCUCCGGCCCAUCGGCAUGUAGCCUUUGCCUUGCGCUUCAUUAUCGAGGGAUCGGGAGGAUUCACGGCGGUCGAGGGAGAAAAGAUGAUGAUGGAAAGGGGAGAUGUGAUCCUCACACCAAGCUGGACGUGGCACGAUCACGGGAACGAAGGGAACAGCCCGGUGAUCUGGCUGGACGGACUUGACCUACCACUGUUUAGGUUUCUACCUCUGAAUUUCGCGGAUCAGUAUCCUGAGAAACGAUACCCUAGCACGCUGAGCACCAACAGCAAGUCACAGUUUCCAUGGGCGCCGGUGGAGAAACGCUUGAAGGGCGCAGAAGGGCCAUAUGCUGUUUAUCACUAUGUGACUGAUGAUGGAAAAGCCCUUUCUGCGACCCUGGGGGCUCAAGCGGAACGUGUUGCGGCAGGGACCACGUCACCAACUGUUCAGGAGACUGGUUCGUUCGUCUAUCAUGUCGUCGAAGGAGAGGGAUAUUCCACCAUUCUGUCGCCAGGAGAUAAGAGCCCAAAGGACAUCAGAUGGACUGGAAAAGACACCUUUGCUAUUCCUGCAUGGAGUCAGAUCUCGCAUACGGCCACAUCUAACACGGAUGUGUUUCUGUUUGCCAUCAACGAUCGUCCCAUGGUGACAGCAUUGGGCUUGAGGAGACAGGCAUAA
Messenger RNA from Exophiala bonariae, 1005 nucleotides. RefSeq lists its product as uncharacterized. Lineage: Eukaryota; Fungi; Ascomycota; Eurotiomycetes; Chaetothyriales; Herpotrichiellaceae. The transcript has a single exon. The coding region runs from base 1 to 1005 and encodes 334 amino acids. The record is from RefSeq and is a predicted model, not a curated record. Gene Ontology annotation, molecular function: dioxygenase activity.